CUCUAAAUUGGGUUAUUUCCGAAACCGAGCAACCAAGGCGGAGGCAACAGACGCAAGCAAAGCUGGAAGCUAGAAGAAGACGAGCAAAACCCAGAUAAAAUCAUCAGCCACACAUUCCGCACCGUUCUUGGCUGCUGCUAUACCUCAAGUUCCUACUCUUAUGGUGUCGGUAAAUCCGAAUCCUGCUCAAGGCUUCUACUUCUUCGAUCCCUCCAGGAUGGGGCUUCCCGGUGUCAAUCCUACGCCGCCACUUCCCCUUACUGCUACGGCUUCUUCGUCCACGGCCACGCCGGCUUCGUACGGGGACGAUCUGAGUAAGAAGAUCAGAAAACCAUACACGAUUACCAAGUCCAGGGAGAGCUGGACGGAGCAGGAGCACGACAAGUUUCUCGAAGCUCUCCAAUUAUUUGACCGUGACUGGAAGAAGAUUGAAGCAUUUGUUGGUUCAAAAACUGUUAUCCAGAUACGAAGUCAUGCACAGAAGUAUUUCCUGAAAGUUCAGAAGAACGGGACAAGUGAACAUGUGCCUCCCCCUCGGCCAAAAAGAAAGGCUGCUCAUCCAUACCCACAAAAGGCACCUAAAAAUGCAGCUCCAGCAGUAUCCCAAGUUACAGUGCCAUUGCAAUCAUCAUCUUCUUUCAUUGAGCCCUCGUACAUUUAUAGGCCAGACUCUUCAUCUGCGCUUGGAACUCCAGUUACCCGUGUGCCUUUGUCAAAUUGGACUUGUAAUGUUAGCCCACAGCCCAGUGUGCCACAAGUGACUAAAGAUGAGAUGGGGUUGCAUGGGCAAGCUGCUUCUCUAAAUUGUUGCUAUAGCAGUAGUAAUGAGAGCACUCCAAGGGCUUGUCCAGGUAGCAAAGUUAUUGAUCAAGGAAACUCAGGCAAGCUGAUCAAAGAUGCAGUAAUGCCAGAUUUUGCACAAGUUUACAGCUUUAUUGGUAGUGUGUUUGAUCCAAAUGCUGCAAAUCACUUGGAGAGACUGAAACAGAUGGACCCGAUAAAUGUGGAAGCUGUAUUAUUAUUGAUGAGAAACCUCACCAUCAAUUUAAUGAGUCCCAAAUUUGCAGAUCAUGUAAGACCUGUUCCCUAG
Molecule: messenger RNA, 1090 nt
Organism: Neltuma alba
Lineage: Eukaryota; Viridiplantae; Streptophyta; Magnoliopsida; Fabales; Fabaceae
Product: protein REVEILLE 6
Exons: 7
Coding region: 161-1090 (309 amino acids)
Molecular function (GO): DNA binding
Source: RefSeq, a predicted model, not a curated record